AUCCUGUGCUAUCUAGCUGAAAGAUACUCCCGGGCACCCCGCGAUGGACGCGGAUCUGCUAGAAUUGGACACCGGGGGCGCCUCGAAAGAUGGCUCCCAAAGUCAGGGUGUUUACAUUUAUCGACCAGCAGAUAAGAUCAAAUCCUCGGGAGAACGACCGACGAAACGGCGCAAAGUUGCACGAACGGAUCUACCGAAGGCUGCGAAUUCCCGUCCUUUUGUAUCUCUUUUGAACGGCGAUGAAGAUGCAAAGUCCAUUGAACUGCGAUAUCGCAUAUACCAUAAAUUUUGGGCUGCUCAGGAAGCAAAAAUCAAGGGCAUUCUGGAUGAUGUCGACUCCGAGGUCCUCACCAAUGUCCUGUCCUUCGUCAGGUCGACCUCACCCCAAACUUACGAUGGCUGUAUACCUGCGGCGCUAGUCACGGUUGGCUCCAAUGUCUCGUCCCUCGGCCGACUGCUUUCUAGACUCAACGGUCAACUGACAGCAACUGGAGAAGGCGGGGUUAUUGCAUUGGAAUCUGGUGAUGCACCGAACCUUAAGACAACUCUGAAGAACAUCAUCCGCUUCGGUAUCACAAAUACGGAGGGAAAUGAGGGUUAUCAGAGUUUUGUCACUGACCGAGAGGGUCCAAGAGUGCUUGGUUAUGACCUUGACUUGUUGGCAGACUAUGUCAAAAGAAAGGAGGUCAAGAAGCUGGUUCUAGCAUUUCGUGACAGUGAAGCAUUUGACCCUGGUAUUCUGGCGGACCUCUUGUCGCUUUUGAGCUCGUGGCUCGAUCGAAUUCCAUUGACACUUAUAUUCGGUAUCUCGACGUCCGUGGAACUUUUUGAAGGGAGACUACCUCGUUCCACGGUUGCCCUGUUGCGAGGACGGUAUUUCGAGAUUCACGAAGCAAGCAACUGCGUGGAUCGCAUCUAUGGGAGGAUACAAGCAGAACAGGAUGGAAAAUUUUGGCUAGGUCGUAACAUCACCAGCGUACUAUUUGAGAAGUCAAGCGACUCCUUUCAGACACCAGAAGCUUUCAGUCGAACAGUUAAGUAUGCCUAUAUGUCACAUUUCUUCGCCAACCCAUUAAGCGUGCUCCUUGCGGAUGAUGAUGCUGCUACCACAAUACAACGCGAUAAAGUAUGCGAGGCUCUCAGAAACCUUCCAUCUUUCCGAAGGUACUGCGAAGAUACAAUGGAAGAAGGCUGCGCUGAACAAGUUCGCAAGUUAUUGGAAGAUGAUGCCUUCCUUCUCGAGCAAAGCGCCCAGUGGGUAAAAUCGGGUCAGCAGAAAAUGCGCGACAUGUUCAAAUGCGUGGAUAUGGUGCAACGAGCGUUGAAGAAGUUCAACAUCGUAAAGAAAACCAGUAUCUCUGAUCUAGCAAUCCGGGCACUUGCUGGGGAGCUGCAAACCUCUGCAUCAUAUGAGGAUAUUCUUCGAGCAAUCAAGACGCUCGAUUCCGACCAGAUGCCGCUCUUUGCAAUGAUGUUGCCGGACACACUUACGGCUAGCUCUGAUUUUGCGCAAAUUCAAGCAGACUUUGGGGCCCUGCUCCAGGUCUAUCAAGGAACUGAACCACUCAAAAGUGGGUAUGAUAAACAACAUUCAGUCGUGGCGACAACGGUUGUUCAACAGCGGGUGAAACUCAGCAAGGCCAAGGUCAAAUUGCCCAAAGAGAAUGCAGAAUUUACGAAAAUCAUCGAUCGCUUCCAUGCCCUCUUGGAAGCAUGUCUCGAGGAGACUUUGAUAAGGCCUAAUGACUUGGUCUUGCAUGAAAUCUUCCUCCUUGAUAUGAGGAAUCCCCUGAAGGAAGUCUUCUCUCCGCGACCGCGUUUUGCUGUUGAGCGGGCACUCUCGAGUCCUUUCGACUACCUCAUCUCAUCACCUGAAAGUUCGACGGUCAAAGUCUCAGCGCACCAGCCGGCAGCGGCUAUUUUAUAUCAACUGUAUCUAGAGUCUGGCUCGCUAGUGAACGUCCAUGACCUAUGGCAGGCGUUCUAUGCGGUGUUUGAAAGCGAGCAGGGGAAUGGUUGUGAUGAACGGACAGCGAUGGCUCUGUUCUAUAGGGCCUUAUCGGACUUGAAGGCCCUCGGAAUGAUGAAAAGCAGCCGGAAGAAGGUUGAUCAUGUUUCUAAAACCGCGUGGAUGGGUCUGUGAGACGUCAUACCAAAAAUUGCUUUGCAACAUAUCUCUCUUGAAGUUCAAAGGGUAUCAUAAAUAUAAUAAACAU
Aspergillus brunneoviolaceus CBS 621.78 is the source of this 2216-nucleotide messenger RNA. Its product is annotated as putative origin recognition complex subunit 3. The record is from RefSeq and is a predicted model, not a curated record. Gene Ontology annotation, cellular component: DNA replication preinitiation complex; nuclear origin of replication recognition complex; nuclear pre-replicative complex. Gene Ontology annotation, biological process: DNA replication; DNA replication initiation. Gene Ontology annotation, molecular function: DNA replication origin binding. The transcript is spliced from 8 exons. NCBI's taxonomy places the organism in Eukaryota, Fungi, Ascomycota, Eurotiomycetes, Eurotiales, Aspergillaceae. The coding region runs from base 44 to 2143 and encodes 699 amino acids.